GGGGCGGGGCGGCUCCCGGAAGUGCGGCGGCGGCAGCAGCGAUGGAGUUGGGGGGCGGUGGGGCCGCGGCGGGGCCCGGGCAGGCGGUGCCGGGUCAGGGAGGGCUCGAGGUCCUGCUACACGCGGUGGGCUCUCUGCUCGCCAGCUAUGGCUGGUACCUUCUCCUGGCCGCUGUCAUCGUCUAUCUCCUCAUCCAGAAGGUGUCCCGGAGCUGGGCAGCCAGGCCCAGCAGCCAGCUGGGAGCAGCAGAUGUGUUUGUGGAACCUGACGCGGUGGUAAGAAGGCAGGAAGCUUUGGCAGCAGCUCGCCUCAGGAUGCAAGAGGAGUUGAAUGCCCAAGCAGAAAGAUACAAAGAGAAACAACGACAGCUUGAAGAAGAGAAGCGAAGGCAGAAGAUAGCAAUGUGGGAAAGUAUGCAAGAAGGAAAAAGCUAUAAAGGAAACCUGAAACUGAAUCAGCAGGAAGUAGAAUCUGGUGCCUCCACCUCAUCAGUGGUCCCGAAAUCUAAACCAAACAAAAAGCCCUUGCGAGGAGGUGGCUAUAACCCUUUGUCUGGAGAAGGAAGCGGAACCUGUUCCUGGCGACCAGGCCGGAGAGGCCCAUCAGCAGGCGGAUGAGGCUAACCUCCCUAGUGACUUGUGUCACUAGCAGGCUUGAUCAUACCCACUGUCUAACUGCCUACAGUUUGCGUGUCACAGCGACUUCUUUGGUUCUGGGCUUAGUUCAGGUGUCAACUCAAAAACAGAUCUACACCAUUUCCAAAUUCCAAUGUAGAAGCUGAUACUACACAACAAAAAUACCUGAUCCUUUUAGAGAGGGUGAAGAAAGAACCAAUUUCAUUGUAAUCAGUUAGUUUUCACUCUUCUGUAGAGAGGAGGCAUAGUCUCCAGCCCAGGUGAAUCACCUGGGAGUAUGAGAUGUGGGUUCUGUUCAACAGUCUGGCCUCAGGCAAAUUUAAUGAUCUGCACUCAGUUUAUCUCUAUUUGCCUCCAUCCUCAGACAUGUGUUACCAGAUUUACCAUCUUUGACUGGAAGGGACAUUAGAGGGGAAGAAUAUUGUUAUUGACAGAUACUGUGAAUUUUAGGAGGAGAGGCUUCCGGAAAAAUCAGGUGAGCUGACAGACACCACGGAUUUGCACCAAAGGCCGGUCAUUGCAGCAGAGUCUCUGUGACAAGCUACCUUGAAUGAUGUUUUCCUUAUAAAUGGUAAACAAACCAGUGAGGAUUACUGAUACUAGACAGCAGAUGGGGGGUUUCUUGCUAUUCCGUCUUUUUUUUUUUUUUAAUUUCA
Molecule: messenger RNA, 1291 nt
Organism: Cuculus canorus (common cuckoo)
Lineage: Eukaryota; Metazoa; Chordata; Aves; Cuculiformes; Cuculidae
Gene: SELENOS
Product: selenoprotein S
Exons: 6
Coding region: 42-617 (191 amino acids)
Biological process (GO): endoplasmic reticulum unfolded protein response; retrograde protein transport, ER to cytosol
Cellular component (GO): Derlin-1 retrotranslocation complex; endoplasmic reticulum membrane; Derlin-1-VIMP complex
Source: RefSeq, a predicted model, not a curated record